Macadamia integrifolia is the source of this 1141-nucleotide messenger RNA. Its product is annotated as extensin-like. The record is from RefSeq and is a predicted model, not a curated record. Gene Ontology annotation, molecular function: structural constituent of cell wall. The transcript is spliced from 2 exons. The coding region runs from base 26 to 883 and encodes 285 amino acids. Gene Ontology annotation, biological process: plant-type cell wall organization. NCBI's taxonomy places the organism in Eukaryota, Viridiplantae, Streptophyta, Magnoliopsida, Proteales, Proteaceae.
CCAAAGCAACACUUCUCACUGUAAGAUGUGGAGAAAAGGAAGCAAUCGAGGCUCAAUGGCUUCCCUCAUUACCACUCUUCUAGUGGUGGUGUUUUCUCUUAGCUUGCCACUCGAGACCACUGCAAACAACUACUACUACACCUCUCCUCCACCACCCAAUAAAUCUCCUCCUCCACCCUCUCCUCCUUACCACUACCAAUCCCCACCACCACCGAAGGCUCCAUACGAGUACAAGUCACCCCCACCACCAACCCCGGUUUACAAAUAUAAAUCACCACCGCCUCCACCAACCCCAGCGUACAAGUAUAAGUCUCCACCUCCACCACCCAAGAAGCCCUACGAGUACAAGUCUCCACCACCACCACCAACCCCAGUGUACAAAUACAAGUCUCCUCCUCCACCACCAAAGGAGCAUUACAAGUACAAGUCUCCACCUCCACCCCCAAAGGAGCAUUACCAGUACAAGUCUCCACCACCCCCUCCUACUCCAAUCUACAAGUACAAAUCUCCUCCACCACCUAAGGAGCACUAUGAACCACCCACUGAGCACCACAAAUCUCCCCCACCACCCAAGGCACCCUACAAGUACACAUCUCCCCCACCACCUACUCCAGUGUACAAAUACAAGGAACACUACCAACCACCUCAUGAGCACCACCCUCCUCCUACUCCAGUGUACAAAUACAAGUCUCCUCCACCACCACCAAAGGAACACUACCAGCCACCCCAUGGCCACCACUCUCAACCAGAGCACAAGUACCCACCACCAUCACCACCUAAGGCACCCUACAAGCCUCCCACUCCAGUCUACAUCUACAAGUCGCCGCCGCCACCACCACCAGUCUACCAUUACACUUCACCUCCUCCUCCUCACUAUUACUAAGAAAGGCUUAGAGAGGCAAAAUGGAAAGAGGUUUAUUAGGAUGGUGAAAUAAAAAGGAGGGUUCCUGAUCUUCAUCGUAAGAGAAGGAAAUCAAAUUUAAUCUCCUCGUGUGAUUCUUGUUUUUGAGAUAGACUAGUAAUAAUCAUGGAAAAGGGCCAGCUUGGAAAGGGAAGAAAGGGUGAAGAGAAAAAGAAUUUUAAUUAUUUUCAUGUAAUAGUACAAUUAAUAUAAUAAUAUUAAUGGUAAACAUUUUAUGCA